AUUACAAUGUACUGAUAGCGCAUAUCCAUAAAAAAACGAUAUUAUGUCCGAAAUCACAUUUGCAGUAUUAUUUACAACCUCUGACAGUUAACAUGUUUCUGUUUUUGUCACUGGUAGUAACUGUUUUUAUUUUAACAUUCGCUUUCUUUAUCGGAUGUUACAAUGAAAGAUAUUGGAAAAAGCGUGGAGUGUUAUUCGACAAGGGAAACAAUAACAUAAUUGGCCCUUAUUGGGAAUUCUUGACUAGCAACCGAGCGUUGUUCGAAAUAUUCGGGGACAUGUAUAGAAAAUAUCGAAAUGAACCAGCUGUUGGGUUCAGUACGCUAUUUGCACCAUCGUUGUUCAUCAUAGACCCGAAGAAUGUCCAGUAUGUGUUGCAAGGGCCAAUGUUCAUCGACAGGGGAGUAGACUACCACAAAGAAGACUACCUAGCAGACAAUCUACUCUUCAUGAGCGGUGACCGGUGGAAGCUUAUGAGGCAGAAAAUGACACCACUUUUUACUCCAAACAAAUUGAAAAACAUGUACAACGUUAUCGAUAAACGUACUCAAGAUUUCGUCCAGUUCUUACACAAGAACCCUGAAAAGCAAAAAAGAAAUACAUUAGAUACGUUGGCCACGUUCUGCUGUAAUGCAAUUGGUGAUGCUGUGUUUGGAGUCAGAUAUGCAUCUAAAUUCGUUUCGCCGUUCCUAGACAUAUCCAGAAAAGCUUUUGCUUCAAGUUGGUGGGGCGACAUAAGAUUCACCUUAUCAAGCGUUUCCCCGACAAUUUUCAAAGCAUUUAAAAUUUCAUUCUUUAAAGAGUUCGAACGAUUUUUUAUAGGUGCAAUGAAACAAGUAUUUAGACAGCGAGAAAAAGAAGGAAGUAAGAGACAUGAUUUUUCUGACAUCUGUUUGAGUCUGCAGAGAAGCGGUGUGAUGAAACACGAAGAGACGGGAUUCCAGAUGCAACCUACAGAUGAGUUAAUGGCCGCCCAAGCUUUCUUUUUCUUUACGGCAGGGGUUGAUCCUACAGCAGCUGGUGUAUUUGGUGCAAUGAUUGAAAUAGGAAGACAUACUGAAAUUCAAAAGCGGCUACAGGAAGAAAUAGAUGAGGCUUUCUACAAUAAUAAUGGAGAACUAACGUACGAUGCUGUAAUAGGAUUGGAGUAUUUGGACAAAGUGCUAACGGAAUCCCUAAGAAUCUUUCCUCCGAUUGGUUUUUCAACAAGACGAUGUACUGAGACAACAUAUUUACCUGUGGGCAACAUAAAAGUUGAUAAGGGUACCAAACUUUACACUCCUGUUUACUCUUAUCAUCACGAUCCUGAAUAUUUUGAACAACCCCAUGUGUUUGAUCCGGAGAGGUUCUCUGACGAUAGAAAGCAGAAUUUGGGGGUAUUAUAUCAGCCGUUUGGAUUCGGCACUAGAAUAUGUAUCGGCAUGCGUUAUGCUAAACUGCAAGUUAAAAGUUUACUAGCACACAUUCUUCAUAAUUUUAAUUUAAAAUCUGUCAUCGGCAGUGGUGGAAUAAAGUUCGGUAAAGAUCAAAUACAAUUGCGAAUAAAGAACGUUGAUGUAGAAUACAUUCCUAGAAAAUUGAGACGCUAGUAAUUAUUUUUUCUGUAAUCAAGUAAACGGUUGGAAAAUUAUCUCCUAGUAAGCGCCAAUAAUAGUCCGCAAAGUCUAGGAAGAUACUAGAGUUGCCAACU
Chilo suppressalis (striped riceborer) is the source of this 1690-nucleotide messenger RNA. The record is from the annotation of a GenBank genome assembly. NCBI's taxonomy places the organism in Eukaryota, Metazoa, Arthropoda, Insecta, Lepidoptera, Crambidae.